CAAUAACAAAUAUAGACCAGUAUCCUAGCGAUGUUACAACCAACACAAAUAAUCAUCAUAAUUCCACAUUGCCUAUGAAUAUAGAUAGAAAAAGAACUAUAAAUUCACAUUCGCAAACGCCAGCAUGUUCAGAGAAUCAAAAUACUUCACAAUCUUGUUCACCACUUUUAAAUGAUCAGAGUGGAGAAAACCUUGUAGCAAUUAGUAUUGAAUUACAAGAGUUAUAUAAAUGUUAUAAUUUGAUUAAAGAAGACAAUAAAAAUUUACGGGAGAGGUUAAAGGAAUCUGAAGAAACUGUUAAUGCGUAUGGAAAUGCUAGUAUCAAAAAAGAUGAAAUUCUUAAAAAUAAAAAUUAUAAACUUCUUGAAAUUCAAAAGAAAUUGUUUAAGCAAAGUUUCGAUUAUGAACUCAAAUUAAAAGAACUUAAUCCCUAUAAAUCAAGAGUUGAAGAAAAAUUACGUAUUGUUAAUGAGUUAUAA
Molecule: messenger RNA, 479 nt
Organism: Funneliformis mosseae
Lineage: Eukaryota; Fungi; Glomeromycota; Glomeromycetes; Glomerales; Glomeraceae
Source: the annotation of a GenBank genome assembly